Colletotrichum scovillei is the source of this 732-nucleotide messenger RNA. RefSeq names its product priB. The record is from RefSeq and is a predicted model, not a curated record. Lineage: Eukaryota; Fungi; Ascomycota; Sordariomycetes; Glomerellales; Glomerellaceae. The coding region runs from base 1 to 732 and encodes 243 amino acids. Gene Ontology annotation, cellular component: nucleus. The transcript has 2 exons. Gene Ontology annotation, biological process: regulation of DNA-templated transcription; DNA-templated transcription. Gene Ontology annotation, molecular function: zinc ion binding; DNA-binding transcription factor activity, RNA polymerase II-specific; transcription cis-regulatory region binding.
AUGGAGUCUCUUAAUCCAUACAUAAGCCAAUUGGACCCAUACCUGCACACCUUCAGCCGGAUCCGACAGGAGUCUUCAUUCCUUCUCGCGGCAAUCCUAGCAGCAGCCGCAAAGGCAUUCAAUCCUGCUCUAUACAAGAAACUCCGCGAACAUGCAGAAGGUCUCCUUGCCUCUACGUUCAGGAAAGGGACCAAGUCAGUUGAGACUGCCCAAGCGGUGAUGAUUUUGACCUACUGGAAAGAGUCUGAAGACACACGUGCCUGGAUGCUCCUGGGAUACGUGAUCAGGAUGGGCAUGGAAUUGGGCUGGCAUAGGCUGGCUCCUUAUUCGCCGCAAUCAAACGCGGCCAUGGAUUUGGAGCGACGUCAAGCCAGGAACAUCGAGAGAACCUGGCUAAUUCUCUUUGUCUACGAUCGAAGUAUGAGCUUACAAACUGGAAAGCCGUGGAUGAUUGAACGAAGUGAGUUCAUCGAGUCUAUUGAGCCAUGGUGUAAAGAUGCAAUGGCUACUCCUGGUGAUUGCCUGCUCGGUGCGCUGGUAACAUUGCGACUGUUGAGUUCAGAGGUUUUCAGGCUACUAGGACCGAGGUCAAGUCGAGUUCGCGCCAGACAACUACACAGUCUCGAAUCUCUCCUCGCAAUUAUCAAGAGCAGAAUCGAGGAGUGGGAGACGAGGUGGCUCAGGGUCGCAGAUACAGGUAUGCUCAAAUCCCAAGCCAUGAAAGUUAGCUAG